Molecule: messenger RNA, 1656 nt
Organism: Aspergillus tanneri
Lineage: Eukaryota; Fungi; Ascomycota; Eurotiomycetes; Eurotiales; Aspergillaceae
Gene: DBP2
Product: DEAD-box ATP-dependent RNA helicase DBP2
Exons: 6
Coding region: 1-1656 (551 amino acids)
Biological process (GO): rRNA processing
Cellular component (GO): ribonucleoprotein complex; nucleus; cytoplasm
Molecular function (GO): RNA helicase activity; RNA binding; ATP binding
Source: RefSeq, a predicted model, not a curated record
AUGUCUCACAGUGGCGGCUAUCAGCGUGAUUCCUACCGCUCUAGAAACGGCGGUGGCGGAUACUCCAACGGCCACUCCAACGGCUAUGGAGGUGGCCAGGGUGGUUACAGUGGUGGCGGCUACGGAGGUGGCUAUGGAGGGGGCUAUGGAGGUGGCUAUGGAGGUGGACGAGGUGGUGGUGGUGGUGGUGCAGACCGAGACCGUAUGUCGAAUCUUGGCUCCGGUCUGAAGAAGCAAGAAUGGGACCUGGACUCCCUCCCCAAGUUCGAAAAGUCUUUCUACAAGGAGCAUCCCGAUGUCACCAAUCGCUCUCAACGCGAAGUGGAUGAUUUCCGCAAGAAACAUGAGAUGGCCGUGCAAGGAAGAAAUGUUCCCCGUCCUGUCGAGACGUUCGACGAGGCUGGCUUCCCCCAGUAUGUCCUGGGUGAGGUCAAAUCACAGGGCUUUGAGAACCCUACCGCCAUUCAGUCCCAGGGAUGGCCUAUGGCACUCUCCGGUCGCGACGUCGUCGGUAUUGCCGAAACCGGUUCUGGAAAGACUCUGACCUACUGCCUCCCGGCCAUCGUGCACAUCAACGCCCAGCCUCUUCUUGCCCCCGGCGAUGGUCCCAUUGUCCUUGUUCUCGCCCCCACCCGUGAACUGGCGGUCCAGAUCCAGGCCGAAAUCACGAAGUUUGGAAAGUCUUCCCGCAUUCGCAACACCUGUGUGUAUGGUGGUGUCCCCAAGGGCCCCCAGAUCCGUGACUUGAGCCGUGGUGUCGAAGUCUGCAUCGCGACCCCUGGUCGAUUGAUUGACAUGCUGGAGGCUGGCCGGACCAACCUGCGCCGUGUCACCUAUCUGGUCCUUGACGAGGCCGACCGUAUGCUGGACAUGGGUUUUGAGCCUCAGAUCCGCAAGAUCAUCUCUCAGAUCCGCCCUGACCGUCAGACCUGCAUGUGGUCUGCCACGUGGCCGAAGGAAGUCCGCCAGCUUGCCUCGGACUUCCUCAACGACUACAUCCAGGUCAACAUUGGCUCCAUGGACCUGUCGGCCAACCACCGCAUCACCCAAAUUGUCGAGGUCGUGUCGGAUAUGGAGAAGCGUGACCGCAUGAUCAAGCACCUUGAGAAGAUCAUGGAGAACCACAGCAACAAAUGUCUCAUUUUCACCGGCACCAAGCGAAUUGCUGACGAUAUUACCCGUUUCCUCCGCCAGGACGGAUGGCCCGCCCUUUCCAUCCACGGCGACAAGCAACAACAGGAAAGAGAUUGGGUCUUGAACGAGUUCAAGAUGGGCAAGAGCCCAAUCAUGGUGGCCACCGAUGUGGCUUCCCGUGGUAUUGAUGUUCGCGACAUUACUCAUGUGCUGAACUAUGACUACCCCAAUAACUCGGAGGACUACGUUCACCGUAUUGGUCGAACUGGUCGUGCCGGUGCCAAGGGUACCGCCAUCACCUUCUUCACCACUGACAAUGCAAAGCAGGCUCGUGACUUAGUCACCAUCCUCAGUGAGGCAAAGCAGCAAAUUGAUCCUCGUCUCGCCGAGAUGGUUCGCUACGGCGGCGGUGGCCAUGGUCAUGGUGGUUACGGCCGCUGGGGUGGCCGUGGUCGCGGUCGUGGCGGUGGCGGCUUCACUGCCUCCAAUGCGGCGCCUCUUGGAAACAACCGCCGCUGGUAA